Messenger RNA from Caenorhabditis angaria, 1806 nucleotides. NCBI's taxonomy places the organism in Eukaryota, Metazoa, Nematoda, Chromadorea, Rhabditida, Rhabditidae. The record is from the annotation of a GenBank genome assembly.
AUGUUUGCAAUUCGAACUACUUCGGUAGCAAGAGGAGCACUUGUUCAAAUUGGAAAUCCAACAACUAGCAAAAAAAGUAAGGCGAUUGCAUCAUUUUUGAAAGAAAUUCAUUUUUUCAGCCCAGUUUCAUAGUUCUUCGGUGUUAAAUAAGGAGGAUUAUUAUAAAACUUUGGGUGUUGAAAAGAAAGCCGAUGCAAAAACGAUUAAAAAGGCUUAUUUUCAGGUGAGAAUUUGAAAAACUCUUAUAAAAUUGAAAUACUUAUAAUGAUAUUUUGCAGCUUGCGAAAAAAUACCAUCCAGAUGUGAAUAAAACGAAAGAAGCUCAAUCAAAAUUCCAAGAGAUUUCUGAAGCCUACGAUGUACUUUCGGACGCAACAAAACGGCAAGAAUAUGACACAUUUGGAAGUGGAGGAGGUCCGAGAGCUGGUGGAGCAGCUGGUGGACAUCCUGGAGGUGGAUUUCACUAUUCGGGAAAUGUUGAUGUUAAUGAGAUAUUCAGGCGAACAUUUGGAGGAGGAAUGGUGAGUAUUCAAACAUUUUUGCUUGGAAUAAUAUAGUGGCAAUUUUUAGGGAGGAUUUAAUUGGGAUAAUUUUGCUGAUAGUCAAUUUGGUCAUUCUGCUGCUCAAGAAAUGGUGAUGGAUUUGUCAUUUGAAGAGGCGGUUAGAGGAGCGACAAAAACUGUGAAUGUGAAUGUUGUUGAAGAUUGUUUGAAAUGUCAUGGAACACAAGUUGAACCAGGAUAUAAAAAGGUAAGGCGAAGAACCUUGAAAUUGGUCAGGAUUUUGAAAAAGAUAGGGAGAUCAACUUCGGCACGAGGAUCCUUGAGUUAACCCAAUUUCACAUUUUUUAAACAAGAUUUCCGAUUCAUGUCGAAACUUAGCGCUAAAAUCUGAACCCUAUAUUUUUGCAGACAACUUGCCCAUAUUGUAAUGGAACAGGCGCUGUUUCACAACGUCUUCAAGGUGGAUUCUUCUAUCAAACAUCUUGCCAACGAUGUCGUGGAACUGGACAUUAUAAUAAAAAUCCAUGUCAAGAAUGUGAAGGACAAGGACAAACUGUGCAACGAAGAAAAGUAUCAUUCAAUGUGCCAGCAGGAACAAAUGAUGGAGAUAGUUUGAAGUUCCAAGUUGGUAAAAAUCAAGUAUAUUGUCGUUUUAAUGUUGCACAAUCUCUAAAAUUCCGACGCGAGAAAGAUGAUAUACAUUCGGAUGUUGAAAUAUCGGUUGCGCAAGCUGUUUUGGGUGGAACUGUUAAAGUUCAUGGUAUUAAUGCUGAUACUUAUGUACAUAUUCCAGCUGGAACAACAAGUCAUACAAAAAUGAGGUGAGUUAUUGUUUUUUUUUUUGAAAUGAAAAUUAGAGAGUUUUGAACUUUUUUUCAGAUUAACUGGAAAAGGAGUGAAAAAGAUUACAUGCUUCUGGUUAUGGCGAUCAUUAUAUGCAUAUAAAAAUCGCGGUUCCGAAAUAUUUGACAGCUGAACAAAAAGCGAUAAUGUUAGCAUGGGCUGCAACUGAAAGUAUAAAAGAUGGUACAAUUAAAGGAUUAGAAGAAGCACAAAAAACUCAGAAAAGUAGGUUUUUUGUUGAUUGACUGUUUUUAACCAUUUUUUCUGGGCCCGAAUUGCGCUCCUGGAACUUUACAAACUUCUGAAAAUCAAAAUCCAAAAAUCCAACAAAAAAAUUCCAGGAGCGCAAUCAUCGGAAAGUAAACCAGAGGAAGAAGCUGAAAAAGCUGAAACAGUCGAUGAAAAAAAUAAUGAAGAAGGAUUUUUCGGAAAAUUGAAACGAACAAUUUUUGGAAAUUAG